Fusarium odoratissimum NRRL 54006 is the source of this 2061-nucleotide messenger RNA. RefSeq lists its product as uncharacterized. Gene Ontology annotation, biological process: regulation of DNA-templated transcription; DNA-templated transcription. The coding region runs from base 355 to 2052 and encodes 565 amino acids. Gene Ontology annotation, molecular function: zinc ion binding; DNA-binding transcription factor activity, RNA polymerase II-specific; DNA binding. The transcript has 4 exons. The record is from RefSeq and is a predicted model, not a curated record. NCBI's taxonomy places the organism in Eukaryota, Fungi, Ascomycota, Sordariomycetes, Hypocreales, Nectriaceae.
UAGUAAACCUACUCACUCACAAACGAACAUGUCUCGCUAUCUCUUGCCAGGCCCGGCCCCUGAAAAUCUCCAAAUUCUAAGCCAGAGUCCACCACUGGUCCCAAACCUAGGAAGACAACGUAAAGCCAUCACUUUAGCCUGCGAACCAUGUCGUCAGCGCAAGUCCCGAGUGCGCAGUUCCAUGUUUCCUUAGUGUGCGAGACGAUGAGUUAACAAGGUCUUUUUUUCUAGUGCGACGGCGCCAAACCUCGAUGUUCACACUGCACCAGACGAAGGACGGAGUGCCACUACCGGACUCCCCUUGAACAGCAGGGGGCGUAUCAAGAACUGUUCCGGAUUCUAGCGACAAAGCCAAUGCAUGAAGGGACUGAUAUCCUGAGAAGAAUCCAGAGCGGCCAUGAUGUUGAGUCGAUACUUGACCACAUUCAACGUGCAGAUCUUCUCAAGCAGGCGCAUGUAGUGCCGGAUCACUAUUACCAGUAUGAGUUUCCUUAUCGCAGAGAAAUGCCUAGCUUCUUGAUCCAAGAAGGCAACCAGUACCUUGAUUCAUGGCUGUAUAAAUACUCAUUGAGUGAGACGAGGAUACAAGAUAGUGACAAUCCACCAACAGAGUAUCCUAUAAUUUACGAGGCUCCUUAUCAUGCAGCCGAAAUGGUUGAGCCUCGACUAGACCAUAUCGACGCGCGGAAAUGGACGUGUAUCAUCGAUGAUAACAGUUUAUUACGGAAGCUACUAGAGACGUAUUUCAUGACCGAAUACACUUUCUAUCCAGCCUUCCAAAAGAACUACUUUCUGGAGGACAUGGCAGCAGGCCGAAGCAAAUACUGCUCUUCCCUUUUAGUCCAUGCAGUCCUUGCAUCUGCUUGCCACGGCUACUCCAAGAUGAGUCAUCGGUCUCAGUUCUGGAAUCCACGGACCCUUGGGUAUCAGUUCCUUGCAGAGGCACGCCGAAUAUGGGAGCUGGAGAUUGGCAAUGCUCGACUUACGACCAUCCAGGCUGCAAUUGUCCUAUCGCUUGUGCAUGAUGCCAAUGGUAGUGAUGAGGUGGGAAGAUCUUACCUGACUCAGGCCGUUGCGGCUGCACAUGCAAUGCAUCUAUUCUCUAUACCGACCAAGAACAGCGAUGAUCUUGAGUAUUAUACAAGAGCUUUCACAGCAUGGGCGUUAUUUGGACUACAGGCCGUCCAUAGCUUCCACGUGUUCAAAGCACCGCUACUAUCGAUGCCUCCUAGCAUACAGCUAUCUACGCAAGAUGACUGCUAUGGCGACUUCGGGCUCCGUUACCCAUCGGCGAAAGGGCCCGUAUCGGUGAACUAUGCCAAUACCUUUCGGACACUCUCUGAAUUCCGGGUCAUCAUCAAUGAUGUCGCUGCUGUAUUUUUCUCAGGUUUCAAGAAUACUCCGGACACCAUUGUGGACAAAAUUAAGGGUUUCUGUAUCCGUCUUGACAACUGGUAUCGAAAUCUUUCGCCAGGUCUCAAACCAACAGAAAUCCUUUUUCCAUGGCAGCUCAAGCUCCAUAUGCACUACUACAACCUGAUUGUCUAUCUUCUGGAAACACUGCGCAUGACAACUGCGCCUGCACUAGUUGACGACAGUGUCCAGAAGGCUUUAAGCGACGCCAAGAUAAAAAUGGAAACAUUGCUACGCUUAUACUACCUGCGGCAUGGAUUCGAGUCUUAUGACAUAUUCAUUGUAAUUCUGCUGGCCUUUAUAGGCUUCAUGCACGCAAAAACCUUGGAUAGUUCUAAGAUGGUAGAUUUGGAAAGCCGAAAAUCGACCGUUGUCCUCGUUGCCAAAGGUCUUGGAGACCAGAGCAAUAACUGUUAUCUGGCCAGAGUAGUGUUUCGUCUACUGAAGGGUAGUAUUGGAAGUAAAAACGACUUUCUGCUAAAAGAAGUGGGUAUUGUGGAGGAAGAUGGGGAGGAUGAAAAGGCAAUGGAGGAGCAGGUGAAUUCGUCUUGGCCCGUCGACCUAGGGUGGAUUGAUGUUGAUCCAGAGAAGAAUAGAUUAGACAAUAUGAUCAGGAAGACAAAAGAACUAGAAUUCUGAGUAUCCAUA